UUUGUUCGCCAGUUCUGCUUCUUUAUUCGUAGUGUUGUGCGCUGAAAAUUUGUCGGGCUUGAAUUCCAUAAGCCUGGCAAAAGGCAAAGGCUUUUAAGUUUCCAGGUCUACUAGAUCAAUAAGCGAGCACCGAAGAUCGAAGUCCUCGUUUUCGAAGAUCCUUACACAGAAAAAAGCUCAGCUCGAUCUCUCAGCUCGACGGAAAAACGGACUAUUUCGUCCACAACAAGGAACUAUCCAGCGAUCCACUAGCAGCGGUAAAAAACCAUGUACGCCCUGUCCCGCCCCCUGCACUACUCCCGCAACAGCGGAGAGUUUUUGCGGAUGCAGCGGCGCAUGCAGGGCGUGAAGUGGCGGCGGUGGUGGAACCGGGCGAACAACGAGCACUACAUCAAGGCGAAAAGGAAGAACCCCCUGAUGAAGGAGGAGUUUCUGGAAUUUUCGCGCGCCCCCUCGGUGCCGCACUUUCUGCGCGACAACAGAAUACCACAGAAGGUGGACCUCGCCUACCACAUGAACGUGAAGCAGGGCGACCUGGUGCAAGUGCUCUACGGCCGAGACAGCGGGCGGCAGGGGGUGGUCCGCAAGGUGAUGCGCAAGGAAAACUGCGUUCUGGUCCACGGGAUGAACAUGAAAAAGACCUUCCGGGUGAACACGGCGGUUGGGGAGACCCUGUGUACCACGGAGCUACCGAUUCACAUAACGAAUGUGGCGCCGGUGGAUCCCAUUCUCAAGAAGCCAACUAGGGUGAAGCGGAGGUGAAGAGGUGGUUGAAGUUCUUGUUGAGAAAAAAUUUUACCUAUGAGGCACGAUAAUUAUUUCCCUGCUUCUUUGUUUUACAAACAAAAUUACAUCAACACACACAUUUUAAUAAAAGGUACACCAUGCACGGCGAGUGCGUGCGUAUCUCAAAAGUGUCCGGUUGCGCGAUGCCGGACCCCGUGCCAAUAAUCCGGGAGGACCGCGAGGAGCUGCUGAAAAGGUUCGAAAACCAGUCCAGAGUGCACAAAAAGUACAAGGGAAUUACUUCGGUCAACAGUCCGGUGGUGCACAGCACGGAGCUAUUCUGAGGAAAAAUCCCCCCUCCCCAUAUCGGCAAGGCAUGUUUCCGAAAAUUUGUGUUGCUGAUUUGAGACCACAAAUCACGGCUGUCUUGCAAGAACACAAGUGCACAGGCUUCCAUGCCAUUAUGGAACCGAUUUGGCAUGCUGUUGGGCCUAGGGGACAGCCGUUUGCAAUGCUAAACAACUAGACCCAAACGCCCCGCCAUAGGCUGAGGAUCUGGCUGCGAUGCCGUAUUGCAAGACAGCGCGCAUUUGUGUACGCAAAUCCCGCAUCACAGAUUUCCACUUCGAUAUGGGGAGGGGGGAUUUUUCCUUUUGAUAGGAGCAGCAGCGGACGAUGGCCAAGCGGCACUACCAGAUGCUCGCACGUAUGGCCGCCACGCCAAACUUCUUGACCUCCGGGACAACUAGCUAUGUAUAGCUUUUUGUUUUUCACACUGCUUUGAGCUAGCUAGGUUGAGGCCGUCGUCGAUUUUCUGCACCGGACCGGGAAGCCGCGGACCAGAUCUACCAUCCCGGAGGCCUUCCUUCAGUACUCGCACCCUUGGCUGAGGUCGCAGCUGGGCUGAGCCUCCUGGAGGCGCUCAAGCAAUGCGCUUCCCAUACCUAGAGGGGGUACUGUUUCUGGUUCUUUACCAUUAUCCGGCUUGCCCGAAUGGGCAACGCCCAUUUGUCUAGUAGAGGCCUUGGCCUCAUCUCACAGAAGACUCCGAAAACUGGUCAAAAAAUGCUACGUUUUUGGACCAUUUUUGCCGGGCGUCGAUAACAUGACCCCGUAUUUAAGGCUUUCCGCACGGGAAUCUGGACUUUUCCGGAUUAUUUGCGGAAUCGAUAACAUAGCCCUGUUAUUUAGGCUCGUCGCACGGAAAUCUGGAUUUUUCAAGAAUUCGCCAUUUUUCGCGAAUUUCUGCGAAUUCCACAAAAGUCCAGAUUCCCGCGCGAAGAGCCCAAAUAACGGGGUCAUGUUAUCGAUUCCGCAAAAAUUACGCAAAAGUCCAGAUUCCCGUGCGGAAAGCCCAAAAUACGGGGUCAUGUUAUCGACGCCCAGCAAAAAUGCUCAAAAAACGUGGCAUUUUUUGACCUCGGCUGGCGGAGUCGAUAACAUGGAAGGUUCACUAGGAAGCAAGUUCUCAGAAAAACUCGCAAGUUUAUACCAUCGUGAUUCCUCUCGUAGUUAAACUAACCCAUAACCCCAUUCACAUUCUUCUGUUGAGCGUUCUUGGUUACAAACUGCCAAGUGAUUAUUGUGUUUGUGAUCAAGCUGAAGUGGUCAUAUAGAAGCAAAAAUCUGUUCAAUCUGACAGAUUAUCUGUGCCAUAAUUCUUGGAAAUCAAAUUUCUCUUGUCAGGUUGAAGUGGGCGUGUGAAGAAAGCUAUCAAUGCAAAAGUAUCGUACCAGUAGUAAUCGCAAUACAAAUUAGCUCAGCAUGACAAAUGGAAGCUGUGCUUUGUGCACCCCUCGGACCCCGCACCCCCCCGGGCUCAGUAGCGCAGUCUGUUAAGCAUGACAAAUGGAAGUUGUCACGCUGUUUUGCCUUGGGAUGGAGAUUUGUAAUGCAUGACUGCGAUUACUACGCGUACGAUACUUUUGCACAGGAUAAAAGCACCAGCUGCUCGACGUCCUUCCUAGUUGUAAUAGAUCGGCUCCACCUCGUCUUCCUCGUCCUCAAAACGGGUGGAUUUGAACACCUGCCGCUGCGUCUCCUGCUCCUUCCGAUACAGCAGAAACUCCUCCUCCCGCUGCCGAUUCAUCGCGUUCUGCUGCAACACCGUCGCUGCCGCCAGCAUCUCCUGCUCGGUCGUCAUGGGGUAGAGCGUAUCAAAUGCAAAACUGUCUGGGUCUGACUCUGGAAGGAUGCGAACUUGUAAUGCUGCCUUUCGAUUCUAAAAAAAUCUGUAUUGCAUGGGCAGAAACAGGAUUUUAUUAGCUGCUACGAGUAGGGGAUAUUUCUCAUGCGGUAUAGGCAUUAGGAAGCCCUCACAAAACGACCUGUCAGUGUCAUGCUACGGCAUCAUGCAUCACAGAUUUAUGAGUCACGCAAAAUGUGCAUGACAAAUCUUCCACUCAUCCAGACCCAGACAGAUUUGCAAUGCAUAGAGCGGUGGGUUUGGCAACUGCUGCUUGAUCUGCUGCCGGACCGACUUAUGGACAAGCGGCACUACCAGAUGCUCGCACGUAUGGCCGCCACGCCAAACUUCUUGACCUCAGGGUCCACGGCGCCAAGCCGAUUGAUGUGAACACGACUUCUCGCAUAGUUAAUGUUCUUAAAUUCGACGCUUCUAAUUAACAGGCACACUCAUUUUGAUGUACCUCGCAUUUGUAAGAGAAUUUCGCCGUGAAGCAAAAACAGCCGUGUUGAGUUUUUUUUUUCUUUGUGGAACUCUGUGUUCGAGAUCUUAGG
Messenger RNA from Amoebophrya sp. A120, 3465 nucleotides. Lineage: Eukaryota; Dinophyceae; Syndiniales; Amoebophryaceae. The record is from the annotation of a GenBank genome assembly.